ACCACAAACCCUACUCUCUCACUCUCUCUUUUUCUCUCUCUUAGUAUUGAAGCCCUAGCAAGAAUGGCUUCGCGAAGGCUCUUAGCCUCGUUUCUGCGAUCAUCGGCACGCCGAUCAACGGCCAAAUCUCCGAUCGGGAACUCUAACCCUAGGCUUUCAUCCCCAUCUCCCGUGCGUCGAUCUUCACCUGGCGGCUACAUCCUAACGCGCGUUGCCGACUACGCUACCUCAGCCGCAGCCGCGGCAUCUCCGGCUACAUCCGCUCCGCCGAAGAAGGAUGCCGGAAAGGGUGGGAAGAUCACUGACGAGUUCACCGGUGCCGGUUCGAUCGGGCAUGUCUGCCAGGUCAUUGGUGCUGUCGUCGAUGUGAAAUUCGACGAGGGCUUGCCGCCGAUCUUGACGGCGCUUGAGGUUCAGGACCACCCGAUCCGACUGGUUCUUGAGGUGGCUCAGCACUUGGGUGAAGGUAUGGUUCGUACCAUUGCUAUGGAUGGUACCGAAGGGCUUGUUCGAGGUCGACGCGUGCUCAACACUGGCUCUCCGAUCUCUGUUCCUGUUGGUAGGGCUACCCUUGGUCGUAUCAUAAAUGUAAUUGGAGAGGCAAUUGAUGAGAAGGGCGAACUCAAAACCGACCACUAUUUGCCCAUUCAUAGAGAAGCCCCAGCUUUCGUUGAGCAAGCUACUGAACAACAGAUCCUUGUUACUGGAAUCAAGGUUGUUGAUCUCCUUGCACCAUACCAAAAAGGUGGAAAGAUUGGGCUUUUUGGGGGUGCUGGUGUAGGAAAAACUGUGCUUAUUAUGGAACUUAUCAACAACGUUGCUAAAGCACAUGGUGGUUUCUCUGUGUUUGCUGGUGUAGGUGAAAGAACACGUGAGGGUAAUGAUUUGUACAGGGAAAUGAUUGAGAGUGGUGUUAUUAAGCUUGGAGAUAAGCAGGCUGAAAGCAAGUGCGCCCUGGUGUAUGGUCAAAUGAAUGAACCCCCUGGUGCACGUGCUCGUGUUGGGCUUACUGGGCUGACUGUGGCUGAGCACUUCCGUGAUGCUGAGGGACAGGAUGUACUUCUCUUCAUUGACAAUAUUUUCCGCUUUACCCAAGCAAACUCUGAGGUGUCUGCUUUGCUUGGUCGUAUCCCUUCUGCUGUUGGUUACCAACCCACCUUAUCUACUGAUCUUGGAGGCCUUCAAGAACGUAUUACAACCACCAAGAAAGGUUCCAUCACUUCUGUCCAAGCUAUUUAUGUGCCUGCUGAUGACUUGACAGAUCCUGCUCCUGCUACCACUUUUGCUCACUUGGAUGCCACAACUGUGUUAUCUCGUCAGAUAUCUGAGCUUGGUAUCUAUCCAGCCGUGGAUCCCCUAGAUUCUACAUCUCGUAUGCUUUCUCCUCGUAUCUUGGGUGAUGAACACUACAACACUGCACGUGGUGUCCAGAAGGUCAUUCAAAAUUACAAGAAUCUUCAAGAUAUCAUUGCUAUUUUGGGAAUGGAUGAGCUCAGUGAAGAUGACAAAUUGACUGUUGCCCGUGCUCGUAAAAUCCAAAGGUUCUUGAGCCAGCCUUUCCAUGUUGCAGAAGUAUUCACUGGAGCUGCUGGCAAGUAUGUUGAGUUGAAAGAGAAUGUUAACAGCUUCCAGGGAGUGUUGGAUGGAAAAUACGAUGACCUUCCUGAACAGUCCUUUUACAUGGUUGGAGGUAUUGAUGAGGUCGUUGCUAAGGCUGAGAAGAUUGCCAAGGAGAAUGUCUAAUCAGUAUCCCUUUCUCCCCCAAUCUUUUGUUCCUUUCUCUUGAUAAUUGCGAAAAACCAAUAAUUUAGGUGAUUGCUGGCAAUGCUAGCAGCAAACAGGAAUUUUCAAUUAUAAUUUUUUUUUUUUUUUUUGGGAGAUGAAAAUGUAUCAGGAUUUACCGAUUUCUGUUUUAAGUUUAUUGCCGAGAGUGUUGAGAGAAUGGAGCACAGAUAUUAGCCAAUGUCCUGACCCCUUCUUUGUUAUUUUUUUUGAAGUUUUAUUGUUGUUUUAAUAAGGGGAAAAAGAAAAAACCGACAUGUAUAUUUUGCCAUUUCCAUUUCAGAACAUUGGAUGCACUGAUGAUGUUAAAUCCCUACUUGUUUCAUAUGGAAUCAUUUCACAUCUA
Messenger RNA from Ziziphus jujuba (common jujube), 2128 nucleotides. Its product is annotated as ATP synthase subunit beta, mitochondrial. Gene Ontology annotation, molecular function: ATP binding; proton-transporting ATP synthase activity, rotational mechanism; ATP hydrolysis activity. The transcript is spliced from 9 exons. Gene Ontology annotation, biological process: proton motive force-driven mitochondrial ATP synthesis; proton transmembrane transport. Lineage: Eukaryota; Viridiplantae; Streptophyta; Magnoliopsida; Rosales; Rhamnaceae. The record is from RefSeq and is a predicted model, not a curated record. The coding region runs from base 64 to 1743 and encodes 559 amino acids.